Molecule: messenger RNA, 4031 nt
Organism: Pomacea canaliculata
Lineage: Eukaryota; Metazoa; Mollusca; Gastropoda; Architaenioglossa; Ampullariidae
Exons: 10
Coding region: 471-2978 (835 amino acids)
Source: RefSeq, a predicted model, not a curated record
CGCGUCCACCGGAUUGGUUGUAUAAUCUGUCGUCUCAAGUAGCCGUUGCUGUCUCUCGAAAAGUCAUUUGUAUGUAGCGGCUACAGCCUCAGCUACAUCAUGGAAAUGAAGCAGCUUAUGGGCUUUCUUCUUUCACUGAUGUUCAUUUUAUAUCGGAUGUCAGACGUUCUGGCGUACAGCGCGCAAAACUUUAAGGCUGCGAAGGUUUCCCUACUGGAUUCAGUGCAUUCUGACAUCCACAAGAACAAAAAGAUGUGAAGUUUGGCAGAAAACAGCCAUCGGGGGACACAGGGCAAGACCCUUUAAGCGACCAAUGGCCUUCCAAAUGUCCAAGAGUAGACUACGCUCUUUACGGUUAUAACAGUCUGAAGGGAUCACCACUGUCAUCAGGUGCUGGUCCCGGAUUUACUCUUCCAAUAUUCAAUGCUGAAUACAAAUCAGGCUCAGAAACCUCCGGCUGUCGUUACACAAUGCCCCGUGGAGUAGUUCUUGCACCUGACAUAUCAUGUGUAGCCUCCUUCAGGUCAGAGGUCAUUCAGACACCGUACGACUUGACCAGGUUCAUGGGUCGAACAGCAAGACUUGAUGAUGGCGGUUGGGGACCUCCAUUUGUUGCCAGCCUUUCCUUUCAGGAAACCGUUGCUGAGCUUAGACAGAAAGUCUUUAUCAUGUCAACAGCAUCCUGCAGCGCAUAUCGUGUUUCACUUCUGCAAUUGGAACCGCCGACUUUUCAUUCAAUGUUCCUUGAGUGGAUUCUCAAACUGAAUAACACAAAUGAUGAGAACACCUACCUGGAGUUCCUUGACACAUACGGCACACACUUUGUGUCGCAAACACGUCUUGGAGCCUCGCUAACAAUGGUGCACAAAAUGGAAAACAACAUUUACAUGCAGCAUGAAGAAGAUGAAUUUACGGCUGCUGCAAGCUAUUCCUCUAUUGCACUCCUAGGACAUACCGAGACCUUGACCUCCGACCAAAAGAAAAAAGUAGACGAGUUUCUAAGUAAGGUAGAAACAAUACCGAUUGCUGUCGGAGUCUCUCCCCCUUCUGGAGCUAAUAGCAUGUCUUGGCUCACAGCAGUUAAGGCUGACCCUAUUGCCAUCAACUAUGACCUAACUUCAAUUGAUGUCCUGUUUUCAGAAAGGUUCAUGGGUGGAUCGAGUCCUUUACAAAGCUUUUCAAUUGACUACUUGAAGGUAAGAAAUCAAAUCAUAAGUAUCAAGGAAAGAUACUGUCGAUUUUUAAAGCAAAGAGGUGAACUAUCUGACUGUGAGGAUCCAACUCCUGGGUUUAGUCUGCGUAGUACGAGGUUAGUAGGUGAUGCCGAGCUAAAAGCUGCUGUGUCUACUGAAAGAUGCAUGGAAGAAUGCUAUAAACGUCCAAGAUGUGUUGCCGUCAGCUUUUGUCAUUAUUGUCAGAGCAACGAGAGUGGACCAAAAUUUUGUCAGCUAUACGAAGAGAAUAACAUACACAGCGUUGCAAAUGACUCCCAAUGGGAAACUACCAUCUUUCUAAACAGAAUACAGACACUGUUGAAUUUGAAGAAUAUGACGGCUGUUACUGACCUUACAACUGAUAGUCGCAUGGUAUCUACGAGGUACGGUUGUUAUACCUCUUGUCUCGCUCAAGACUUGUGUCUUGCCUUCACACUCUACAACAGCAAUGGGACAACACUCAAGUGUACAUGCCACAAAGGGUCACUUCUGUCCUUGAGCAAGGAACCGAGUGCAGACCUGUAUUUCAUUUCUCCACGCGCAAAGAGCAUUUUGAGAGAUGAGAGAAACACAUCCCUUGCACCAUCCUUAUUUUUAAACGACUGGUUCAUGGCAGACUGCACCAGCGAUAACGACUGUCCUCAGAAGAACGUCUUGUGCUUUAAAGACAGAUGCCUUUGUCUCCCAGGUUUCUUUUUUUCAACACGUGAUAACACUUGUAUUGCAACAUGCAACACAGCCGACCUACAGAACACCUUCAUGGAGUAUCCGGAGAGCGGAAUAAGGGGACAUAACAUCGUUGUACUGGAUGGACUGACUAUAGAAACGUGCAAAAAACUUUGUAUCACGACUAACAGCUGUCUAACAGUUGAUUUUAGAGCCAAAGGAGGGCGCUGCCUGCUGCAUGACGUCACAUCACUAACAGCCCAGGUAGCCUGGUAUCCUCACACUAGUAGAGGCUGGACCCACGCCCAAAGAACCUGCAUGGACUCUUCAGAGUCGUAUCCUGGACCACUUUGGUACAACUCACCGUGUGGCAGCAACGUAGACUGUCCUGACCCCAACAGUUGGUGUCUGUCGGGAAGAUGUGCAUGCGCGGCUGGCUUUUCUUUGGACAUAAAUGACAUGUCAUGUGGUUUAGAGUCGUGCAGUGACUGGCAGAAGGCAGGUGUAAAGUCCGGUGUAUACAGUGUUAUUACGGCGAGCAUAUCGACGAAAGUUUGGUGUGACAUGGACCACGGUGGGGGCUGGCUGGUUUUCCAAAGGCGUCGUGACGGUUCGGUAGACUUUUACCGGAAAUGGACGGAGUAUGAACAAGGCUUUGGUGACGUCACCGGAGAGUAUUGGCUUGGUUUAUACAGGAUUUACAAACUUACACAAGGCAGACCUCAUCGACUCCGUGUUGACCUGGUGGAGGUGAAUGGAGAACGUCACUAUGCUGAGUACUCGUCAUUCAGUGUGGGCGGUCCUGAUACAAAAUACAGACUCCAGAUUUCUGGUUAUUCAGGGAAUGCAAGUGACAGCCUAAAACUACAUAACAACCAAGGUUUCACCACACACGACCAAGACAAUGACAAUAGCACUACCACUAACUGCGCCGUAAGAUGCCACGGCGCCUGGUGGUACAGAUCGUGUCACGACUCCAACCUCAACGGACGUUACAAGUCUGACGGGGCCGUUGGUAGUGACAGCAUUGCAUGGUAUAGAGCCCAUAAUGAUACCAGAGGCUUCACUUUCUCGGAGAUGAAAUUUAAGGCAGAGUGACAUUGCAGUCCACUACCUUUAACCUCAGGGUACGUCACUGGAUGCUUCAUGUUGAUGCUGUGUUCACAUAACACUAACAUGACCUAUGUAGCUCUUAGUUUUCUCCCAGGAUAUCAACAUGUUGUUCUCGAUGAUUAAAACAACGCUGUUUUCACUUUCUAUGGGUCUUGUGGAAAUUCCGAUGUGUGUAUCUGUUUGUAAAAACCAAUUCUAUACACUAAGUACAAAUUGAAUACCUGCGGAUAUAUCAUUAUUUUCUUUCUAGUUCAUAGACAGGACAGAAAUGUUCAGGAUGUAAACACGAUUAGUGCUGAAGGUGGUUGACAGGGGGCGUUACCGCUGAACUUAUAGCGAUGGCCUUUCUUUUACUGUUUUACUUUGUCCAAAAGUAUUUUUCUUAUUAUAAGGAUUUAUUUUUCACAGACUUUCACGUUUAGUCAUUAACGGACAUAUUGCAGUAGAUUAUAAUAGAAUUAUAAAAGGUAAGAUAUUGUAAAACGCUCAACUUAAGAAAUUAAAAACGAUUUUACAUAAUGAGUGAUGUUGAGACAAAACUAGUCUCGCAAUAAUUUCAAACUAAGUGUCAAUUUUAAAAUAAAGAUCAGACAGCUGUGUUGUUCAGCGAUCUGAGAGAUAACUAUCAACACAUAAUAUCUAUCCUGAUAUUAGAGUAUCGAAAGCAAAGCCUGGAGAAAGAAAAGUAUGAACACUUACUCCCCCAGCGGUCACAAUGAGAACACGUGGGUGUACCCUGAUACUUCAAUGUUCGCUGUGAAACAUGGUGUGAUAAAACCACCUAACCACGUUUGAAUAGUACUUUAAACUUGUAAGGGAAUCAAUUUGUAGUAUUUUUUAAUAAUUCAUCAUGUGAUAUGUGUGACUAGAUGUGUAUGGUUAAAAAUAUUCUGCUCUCACCCAGCAUGUGGUGACUGUUUUACUGCUUUUAAAAUAAUUAUUCCAUAUGCUUAACAAAAUUUUCAUUUGCCUUCACCUAUGAUUUAAGACAACCAUAAGUAUGUUUCUCUGCUUCUUAGACCGAUUAAAGAACAUAAA